This is a messenger RNA of Hippocampus zosterae (dwarf seahorse), 3928 nucleotides long. It is a transcript of the gene dhx37, whose product is annotated as DEAH (Asp-Glu-Ala-His) box polypeptide 37. NCBI's taxonomy places the organism in Eukaryota, Metazoa, Chordata, Actinopteri, Syngnathiformes, Syngnathidae. The record is from RefSeq and is a predicted model, not a curated record. Gene Ontology annotation, molecular function: ATP binding; RNA binding. The transcript is spliced from 26 exons. Gene Ontology annotation, biological process: maturation of SSU-rRNA from tricistronic rRNA transcript (SSU-rRNA, 5.8S rRNA, LSU-rRNA). Gene Ontology annotation, cellular component: intracellular anatomical structure; nucleolus. Bases 27 to 3488 code for a protein of 1153 amino acids.
AUUCGUUUCCCUUCCCUGAGGUAGAGAUGGGCAAAUUGAGAAAGAAGCACAACUGGAAAGGGAGGCAACAGAGCAAACCUGAACAACCAAUAAACGAAGAAAAGGCUGAUAUUGUAGUUGAACUAGAUGUGACAAGACUUAAGGGUGUCGAUGAGAGCAACGCCUUGGUCCUCCCGGCCAGCAAAUCAAAAAAGAAAAAGUCCUCAGUGACUCCCGUUUCCAAAAAGAAACCUCUCACCAAGAAGCAGAGGAAGGACCUGAAAAACGUGCUGGAGAGAAAGCAGAAGAAAGCUCAGAGAGCUGACAUCCUGACACGACUGGCUGAGGUGCAGGUUCCAGAGUCUGAACUGAAGCUCCUCUACACCACAUCCAAAUUGGGCACAGGGGAAAAGCUUUACCACACGAAACAGUCACCUGAUGAAGUUGUAGAUGGAGCUUCUGGACCAAAGAUCAGCAGCGUCAGUGGGGCCAACAGGAAGAGAAAAUGGAAAGAAGAAGAAGAGGAGGAGGACGAUGAGGGAGUAAAAGAUAUGAGUGACGUAUCAACUAGUGAUGAUGACGAUCAUGAUGAGGAGGAAGAAAACAGUGAAGUGAACAAAACUCCGGCGACGAGUGAAUGUAAAGAACCAAGUCCUGCCUGUGAGGAGAUAAAAGAGGCGGUGAAUCAGGAACAGCAGUGGACACAGAAAAAACCGACUGAGGAGUCAAUUUCCAACGACAUGACGACGACGUCGUCACAGCCGGCGAUCUUCAUCGCGGUUGAUAGAUCACCAAAAAUGCAGGCUGCUCGUUUGAAGCUACCAGUGUUGGCAGAGGAGCAGAUCAUCAUGGAGGCCGUGAGGGAAAACCACUGCGUCAUCAUCUGUGGAGAGACAGGAAGUGGGAAAACAACACAAGUGCCUCAGUUUCUCUAUGAAGCCGGCUACGCUAGUGGCACUGGCAUCAUUGGCAUCACCGAGCCGAGAAGAGUCGCAGCUGUCAGCAUGUCGCACAGAGUCGCCAAAGAGAUGAACCUCUCCACACGCGUGGUGUCCUAUCAGAUUCGAUACGAGGGCAAUGUGACGGAUGAGACCAAGAUCAAGUUCAUGACGGACGGCGUUCUGCUGAAAGAGAUCCAGAAGGACUUCCUGCUACAACGUUACAGCGCGAUCAUCAUCGACGAGGCCCACGAGCGAAGCGUGUACACGGACAUUCUCAUAGGACUGCUUUCUCGCAUAGUUCCCCUCAGAAACAAGAAAGGUUUGCCUAUGAAGCUGUUGGUCAUGUCCGCUACUCUGCGCGUGGAGGAUUUCACCGACAACCAGAAGCUGUUCAAGACGCCGCCACCCAUCGUCAAAGUGGACGCCCGCCAGUUUCCUGUCACCAUACAUUUUAACAAACGUACCCCGCUGGAUGAUUACACGGGGGAGGCGUUUCAUAAGACCUGCAAGAUCCACCGCAUGUUGCCUUCAGGGGGCAUUCUGGUGUUUCUCACCGGCCAGGCGGAGGUUCACAGCCUUUGUAGACGACUGCGAAAAGCUUUCCCCUUCAAGAAGGGCGACACAACCACCGCUGAUGGUGAGGAGGACGACACCUCAGAAACAGUAAAGAGGUUCAAAAGGGCCAAACAGAAGAAGAGCGUUUCACUGCCCCGUAUCGACCUGGACAAUUACUCCGCCCAGCCUGUGGACGAAGGGGACGAGGACAGAGAGGCUGGGAUAGCCGAGGACGAGGACGAAGGCUCGGACUUGGACAUUGGAGAUGACCCUGACGACGCAGAUGUGAAGGGUGACCCGUCCAUCCCCAUGUAUGUCCUCCCGCUUUACUCUCUGCUGGCUCCAGAGCAACAGGCCAAGGUGUUCAGGGCCCCUCCCCCUGGUACUCGUCUGUGCGUGGUGGCCACCAAUGUGGCCGAAACCUCGCUGACCAUCCCUGGCAUCAAAUACGUGGUCGACUGCGGCCGUGUGAAGAAGCGCUUCUAUGACCGCGUGACGGGCGUGUCAUCCUUCAAGGUCACAUGGACCUCGCAGGCGGCAGCCAAUCAGAGGGCGGGCAGAGCGGGACGAACGGAGCCAGGACAUUGUUACAGGUUGUACUCAUCGGCAGUCUUUGGUGACUUCAGUCCGUUCUCAGAAGCAGAGAUCACUCGCAGGCCGGUGGACGACCUGGUCCUGCAGAUGAAGGACCUCAACAUCGAGAAGGUGGUCAAUUUCCCCUUCCCUACUCCUCCUUCAACUGAGGCUCUUGUAGCAGCAGAACAGUUGUUGGUCUCCUUAGGAGCUCUGAAAGAGCCACCUCGCCUUGGAAGCGCGAAAGAGAUGGAGCGAGCAAGGUUGAGCUGCCCCAUAACCCCGCUGGGCAGAGCAAUGGCCUCCUUCCCCGUAGCACCGCGCUAUGCCAAAAUGCUGGCGCUGGGCCGGCAGCAGGAGUGCUUACCCUACGUCAUCGCCGUGGUCGCCGCCAUGACAGUCCGGGAGCUUUUUGAAGACCUCAACAGACCUGCAGGUAGCGAAGACGAGAGCUCCAAGCUAUCGCAGCGUCGUGCUCGGAUGGCCCAAAUGAGGAGGCUGUGGGCGGGGCAAGGGACGUCACUCUUGCUCGGGGACAUCAUGGUCAUGCUGGGUGCUGUCGGUGCGUGUGAGUUCGCCGGCUGCACUCCUAAAUUUUGCGAGGAGAACGGCCUGAGGUACAAAGCUAUGGUGGAGGUUCGCCGACUCAGGAGUCAACUCACGAAUGCAGUGAACAGCGUGUGCCCUGAUAUGGGAGUGUUCGUCAACCCCAAAAUGUCUCCCCCUACGGCGCACCAGGUGGUCUGCUUGCGACAGAUCACUCUGGCAGGCCUCGGUGACCAUCUGGCGAGGAGAGUCCAGGCGGAGGAAUUGUUAAACCCGAAAUGGAAGGACGCUUACAAGACGCCACUCAUGGAUGACCCGGUGUUCAUUCACCCGACCUCACCGCUGUUCAAAACGCUGCCCGAGUUUGUCGUCUACCAGGAAAUAAUGGAGACCACCAAGAUGUACAUGAAAGGUGUGUCUGCCGUCGAAGCCGAGUGGGUGCCUCAGCUGCUGCCUCAGUACUGCCAUCUUGACCCUCCUCUGGAGUCACCGGCGCCGUGGUUUUGUUCCUCCACAGGCGGCAUCAGGUGUCAUCGCUCAAGCACCUUCUUCCGAGUGGCGUGGCAGCUUCCCGCGGUGGAGAUGGAGUAUCCCGAUGGUCUGGAGAGAUACAAACUGUUUGCUCAGUUUAUUCUAGAUGGGCAGGUGUGUCCGAAACUGAAGGCCCACAGGAGCCAUCUGCUGUCAAACCCCUCCAUCAUGAUGAAAUCAUGGGCUAAGCUGCAACCCAGGACAGAAGCUGUGCUGGGAGCUCUGAUGUCGCAGAGAGUCGACUGCAGAGACGCUCUCCUCGCCCUGUGGAAGACUGACAAUAAAUUUUUGCUGUCUGCAUAUUGCAUGUGGCUACCUGAGGCCAUGCAUCAGGACGUUGCCAAAACUUGGCCACCAGUAUAAAGGCCAACUUCUGAAUGGAAAAAAGCCCUGCAUUCAUCCUCCGCUUGUCAUUGAAUGACCAUUUUCACUUUGUUGCAUUUUACAAACUCUUUGUACAUGGAUUUUAUGAAAGACAAUACCUCAAUUGCGGUUCAGCUGAAUUUGAAUUGUGCCCCCGUUAUAAUCAUGUGCAUCUGAUUUGGUCUUCAUAAGACUCAUUAAAAUAUGAACACUUUGUUUUUUUAUGAAGAACAAAAACCCCGGUGCAUGAUGCUGCCAUUUCACUGUAGGUAUGGUGUUCUUUUGGUAACCGUUGAGCAGUGUUGUGUUUACAACAAAAAAAACCUUUUUGUAAUUUUGGCCAAAAACUUCAACCUUUGUUUCAUCAGAUCAUAACACGUUUUCCCCAGCGUUGGGCUUGGAUGUUUUUAUAUAAAUAAAUCUUGCCAUUCUAGCCCAUG